Molecule: messenger RNA, 2711 nt
Organism: Oryctolagus cuniculus (rabbit)
Lineage: Eukaryota; Metazoa; Chordata; Mammalia; Lagomorpha; Leporidae
Source: RefSeq, a predicted model, not a curated record
UGGCCGUCGCCAUGGUGCCCAGGGACGCAUCUGCACACUGCUGCAUCCAGCGUCCGGAGCCCCAGGGUCGCUUCCAGUCUUCCUCAUCUACAUAAGAAGAAGGAUGUGACUCAGAGCCUGGAGAACUACACCUCCAAGUGUCCUGGGACGAUGGAGCUCAUCACUCUCCCAGAUGGCCUCACCCUGACCCUGUGCCCUUCACCAAGCUCCCCAUUGUCAGAUUUCCAGUGGGUUCAAGGGGACGUAUGUGAAGUCCAGCUGAUGGUGUACAACCCCAUGCUGUUUGAGCUUCGAGUGCAGAACAUGGGGCUGCUGACCAGUGGAGUGGAAUUCGAGUUGCGCCCCGCAGCGCUCUCCCUUCCGGCCGAGUCUGGUCUGUACCUGGUGACGCUCGUAGGGGUCCCACAGACGACUGGAACGAUCACCGUGAACGGUUACCACACCUCCGUCUUUGGUGUUGUCAGUGACUGCCUGCUGGACCACCUCCCGGGAAUAAAGACCAGCGGCUCUACUGUGGAAGUCAUCCCCGCUUUGCCAAGACUGCAGAUCAGCACCUCCCUGCCCAGAUCGGCACACUCAUUGCAGCCUUCCUCUGGUGACGAGAUAUCUACCAACAUGUCUAUGCAGCUGUUCAACGGGGAGACUCAUCAACUCGCCGUCACCUUAGAAAACAUUGGCCUGGAACCCCUGGAGACACUGCAGGUCACCUCCAAACUGCUCCCCACCAAGGAGAAACUGUAUGGCAACUUCCUGAGCUGGAAGCUGGAAGAAACCCUUGCCCAGUUCCCCCUGCAGCCUGGGCAAGCAGCCACCUUCACUGUCACCAUCAAAGCGAGCCUGGACUUCUCCUGCCAGGAGGGUGUCCUGCAGGACCUGAGUGACGAUUUCCAGUGGGUUCAAGGGGACAUGUGUGAAGUCCAGCUGAUGGUGUACAACCCCAUGCUGUUUGAGCUUCGAGUGCAGAACAUGGGGCUGCUGACCAGUGGAGUGGAAUUCGAGUCGCGCCCCGCAGUGCUCUCCCUUCCGGCCGAGUCUGGUCUGUACCUGGUGACGCUCGUAGGGGUCCCACAGACGACUGGAACGAUCACCGUGAACGAGAAACUGUACGGCAACUUCCUGAGCUGGAAGCUGGAAGAAACCCUUGCCCAGUUCCCCCUGCAGCCUGGGCAAGCAGCCACCUUCACUGUCACCAUCAAAGCGAGCCUGGACUUCUCCUGCCAGGAGGGUCUCCUGCAGGACCUGAGUGAUGGUACAGCAGAGAGCAGGCUGCUGGAUGCUGUGGAGGCAUGGGGGGAGUCUCUGGUGCUGGACGUUGUUAAGUGCCCUCUCGCACCAACUCUGUGAGGUAGAUACUGGUUUUCAAUCACUGCUUGAUAGAAACAAUUAGAAAGACUGCUCUUGCUUAAAGAUAGAAGAGAAAGAACAAUCUAGUGCUAUGCACUGUCCUUUUUUUAAAAAAGAUUUAUCUUAUUUAUUUGAAAGUCAGAGUUACAGAGAAAGGUAGAGACAGAGAGAGAGAGAUCAUCCAUCCACUGGUUCACUCCCCAGAUGGCCGCACGGCCAAAGAUACAUGCUUUGCAACUGUUAGUUGACCUCUACAUUUUGCUGAGUGUCUCUUUGGCAGUGCAGAAGAUUCUCAAUUUGUUGUUGUUGUUGUUGUUGUUGUUGUUUGGUGUCCUCUGAUAGGAAACUAGGAGCUUCAUCCUGGUAUCACAGGUGGGUACAGGGCCCCAAGGACUUCGGCCAUCCUCCACUUCUGUUCUGGGAAAGAUUGAUUUUUUAUGGUAGGCAUCCUUGCAUUUCCAGAGUAACUCUCAGUUGCGCACAAUGUGCUAAGCCUUGGUUGUGCUUCUGGAUGGCGUCUAGUCAUAUUUUGUUGAGGCAUAUGACACAUUCACGAUGGAUAUAUAUAUAAAUAUAUAUAUAUAUGCCAUUUUCUUUAUGAUGUGCUUGUUUGGGAUGUUGGGAUAAUGCUGGUCUGAUGGAAUGAAAUGGAAGGCUUUUCCUCUUCAUCUUCUAUUUGGAAGGGUGUGCGAAUCACGGAUUUUAAUUAUCUUCUAAAUGGGAGUUCUCACCAAUGGAGCCAUCUGGUCCUGGACUUUCCUUCAUGUUCUUCAUGUCUUUUUUGUUUGUUUUGGUUUCCCUGCUACUACAGUGUCUUUGGAAAUUAUAAGUGUAUUCAGAGUUUCUUGUUUCACUGUAUUCAGUUUUAGUGGUUUGCAUCUUUUGGAGAAUCAAGCCACUCUAUCUAGGUUGACCAAAUCCCCGUGCCUUGGUUUUUCCCCAGUAUUUUUGGUUUAUUAUUUUGGCAAGGUUGGUAGUGAUGUCCUCUCUGUCAUUUCUGUUGUCAAGUCACUUGAGUCUGUUCUCCUUUUUUUCCUCUGUUUCCUGAGGAUAAACGUUUUGUCAGUUUCACUAAGUUUUCCAGAACUGUAUUUUGGUCUCACUGAAUGUCUGUUGUGAUAUUUUCUAUGCCGUUGGGUUGAUUUCUGUUUGCAUCUUUUCCUCCUUCCAAUUUCUUAAAUUUACUUUACUGUUCUAGUGUUUAAGGUAGUUAAAACUGGAUUUAUAGAUCCGAUGUCUGUAUUCUGUAAUAUAUACCUGCAGAGCAAUACAAUUUCUCAUGUGAAAUUGGUCCUGUCAACAUGAAAAACUGUAUGGCUGUACCCACUACUGGGAACAUAUUGAAGGAAAUGAAAUCAUUGUGUAGA